CUCUGUGGCCGAGGUAGAGCACCUCCCCUGUCCUCUCCCUCCUCCCCUCCCACCACUGCCCCCCAGUCAUUCCUCAGCCUCCUAACCUCCAGUCACUCCAGUCGCAUCAGCCCAAGACAGCCACCACCAAUGUGGGAGCCCCAGCAGCCCUCUGUCAGGAUGGUCACCCGACUACUACUGCUAACCUCCGCACUCCUCUCCACCUGUCAAGCGGCGGAAUCGCCGGCAUUGUUCACAAGUGUCACCCUGACUCUCGAGCCCAGCAACGCCGUCUCCCAGGGUACCAACGUGACGGUACGCUGCCAGGCCUUGGUCAGCAGCUCUGGGUUCCUGAACCGUAAAUACACCAUCUACAAGGACAACACCGUGGUGUACACGGAGAGCAUCACCACCGCAGAGGACCUCAUCUACUCUCUGCGCAUGGCCAGAGUGGCCAACACUGGGAAGUACAAAUGCAAGGUGAACAUACCGGGCAAGGAGCUAAGCAGCAGCUCUGAGAAACUGACUGUGACAGGCCUGCAGACGCCAGUCCUCAGCGUCGACAAGCGCGUGUUCAGCGAGGGAGAGGAGGUGACCGUUGGGUGUAAGGCCCCUGGGGAGUCCGGCGCUAUCGUCUUCUACUUCUACAAGGACUCCAAGGAACUCUACGAGGAGAGGGUCGAUGCCAACCAUGUGGAGACUAGGCUGCGAUUCAACAACGCUGGUGACCACAGGCUACACUGUGACUACAGGGUCAUACUGCUGACAGACUCGGUCCCGUCCAAUGCCAGCAACAAUGUGGUGGUCACUGUAAAAGAGCUGUUCAUCACACCUGUAAUCUCUGUCCGACCACACGGAUCAAUGAUCAUCGAAGGGGACAAUCUGGACAUCUCCUGCAGUGUCAGUGGUAACCUCCAGAACAGCUCUGGGCUCAAAGUCUUCCUGUCCAAGGGACCGACUCUGCUGAGUUCUGGUCAAAGUAAAGCCAACCACAGCAUGAGAGCCCUGGCCGAGCACUCUGGGGAGUUUCAGUGCUCUCUGGAGGUGGGAAAUGUAGUCAAGCGAGCGACGGAAAACGUGAGGAUUACAGAACUGUUUUCCCAGCCAGUUCUGACCAUGUAUCCGACAGAGGUCUUUGAAAGGGAGAAAAUCACGUUAACCUGCAAGAGUACCAACUACUCCUCUGACAGAAUCAGCGCUUCGGAUGUGAAAUACUCCAUUUACAAGGACAAUUACACACUGACGCCAGGCAGCUUCAAUGGGAUAUACGUUGUCCCCGGGGUGGUACCGAACUCGAGUGGGAUUUAUUCAUGUAAAGCAGAUGCCAGGAUGAUCUCCAAGUACAGUGCAAAGCUGCCUGUCCAGGCAAAAGUUCUUGUCAGUAAACCGGAGAUCACGGCCAUUGGCAGGGUGAUCGUGGGAAAGCCCUUCCAGGUGCGCUGUCACUCAGACCGAGGCAGCCUACCCAUCGAGUACACCUUGUGGAAGAAGUAUUCUGAGGUUAACUCGACCACCGUGCAGCAGCCGCACCAUCAGGCCAUCUUCCCUGUCACCGUCCAGCACUACAGCGACAUGCAGGACUAUAAAUGCGAGGCGCGGAAUAACCCCAAAAUCGACACGGUGGUCAGCAACAAACUCAACACCACAGUCAUAGUGCCUCUGUCCAAUCCAGGACUCAGCGUCGUCCCAGACCUGUUGGAGGUCACAGAGGGAAAUGAGAUGUACCUGAUUUGUGGGGUGGAAGGUUCCCCGCCCGUCACCUUUAAGUGGUACCGACGUGGGAACGUCCAGCCGCUGUGCACCACCACCUCAACCCAAUCCAGCGCGUCCCACCAUAUCAAGGGAGUGGGGAACGAGCACAGUGGCACCUACUACUGCGAGGCUAUCAACUACGCUAACAUGGUCCGGAGUCAGCCAGUCACCGUAGAUGUGAAAAUGGCAACGUGGAAGAAAGGUUUGAUCGUGGCCUGCUGUCUGCUAGUGGUGGCUCUCCUAGCCCUCGCCUGCGUGCUGCGCUACAAUUCCAAGAGAGGUAAAAGAGAGAACGCAGCUGAACUGUCAGUAAAGCCUUCGAGCCCUAAAUCAGAUGACUCUCUAACAGUGAGUCUUACCCACAGCACUAUGGAGGUUUAUAACCCGCCCGAAGUUGGAGUGGAUGCUGCUGUAAGUGUCUGGAGCGAGAGGCCGGUAGACCCAGGCAGUGACGGGGAGAGCAGUGCAGCGUCUAAUAAUGAGCCUGAUGUGGAGUACACUGAAGUGGUACACCGUCAACCAGUGGACCCUGCCAGAGCUCCCCUGAGAAAAGGCACAGAAACGGUGUACAGUGAAGUCCAGAACUCCCCAACAGGUGCACCUGGUGACCAUUAUGACUAUCAGGGUUCAGUGGAGUACGCCGAUCUCAACGGUGACCAACCGGAGGUCAACCAUGCCCUGCUGGAGGUCAAUCACCAGGACCACCAUGACCUCCCAGUGCCUGUGGAGUAAAGGUUACCUCUGAUCCCUCGCGGCCCCUCAUACUAGAACCACAAACAAAAUUAUCCCCACCUCUGCCCCCCGACAGUAACCACAGUCCUUAUUUCAAUAUUCUUCUUGUAUUCUGUACAUUUUCCCAACUAGGAAAGUUGACUCAUGUACGCUGUAGGUAUUUUUGCAUAAUUUUAUAGCCAAAUAAAAUCACAAAUCCUAAUUAGGACUUAGUUCUGUCAUACCUUGUAGACUCUUAUCUUUGUUUACUUUCACGUCACGUCUCAUGACCAUAGAGGGUGCUCCAGAGUUCAGUGAGCCUGGCCCCUCCCCACAGUUCCCUUUGAUGUCCUAAAUGGACAGCAUGACCGUUCCGCUCUCUGUCGUGAUGGCAAAAAAAAAAAUCCCCCUUUUAGACUUCCGUUGCAGUGUGAGUGGACUGAUAACCUCCCUACUGUCACUAGACUGGGUCCACACCCAAACCAGGGCACACUCCAGUAGGGCCAUCCCUGAAUCACACUAUGGAAAUAACUAUGGGAGAGAAAAAAAAGUGAAUGUAAACAGAGGACCUGCCCGUCUCCAGCUGCUCAUCCUGAUGGUAUAUGGUGUCUGUGAUGUCACAUCCUGCCAGGCUGUGUCCAAGUCUGUCGAAAGUUGGCGGGAGACAAGUGUCAGGCUUGAAGUGACUCAGACAUGCAGUGUUGCACAUCGUUUUAAAUGACCUUCUUACUGCAGUUACUGUUUUUGUAAGAACACACACAAAAUGAUCCAAGUAAAGUUAAGGUAAUGUUAAAAAAAAAGUUUUAAAUAUCUAUCUUUCUAAACUUUUGAGUAUCGUAUAUUAAGUUAUUACGGUGUGUUAAGCAAUACGUUAUAUCAAUAGACAAUGGUUACAAUCGUCCUGUAAAUUACAACGCCAUUGUAACCAAGGCAGUUCCUAGGCCAUCGUUGAAAAUAAGAAUUUGUUCUGCUGCCUUGUACUUCACACAGACAUUCGCUUUGGGGAGUUAUUGGUGUGUGGAUUCCGCCAUCUUGUGACUAAAAGUCGUAUGUGUCAGAUAGUUUCUAAUCAUAAGAGCCCAUAUCUCCAGUUCUCAACGUAGUAGUGCUGAUCUAGGGUGUCCAUAAUGUUAUUCUUUAUGAUUCAAAAAGGUCAAACUGAUCCUAGAUCAGCCAGCACCCCUACUCUGAGACCCGUUUUAAAUACAGUCCCAGAUUCUGUUUUUGUUUUAUUUUCGAGACGAGACUCCUAUUCUAAUCCUAUAAAAAACGCUUAAAGUAACCCUAAAAAGGUACAAAAUGCAAAUAGGUUGGUGGUUUUUGUGAAACUAUAAUAAAUGUAGGCCUAUGUCAUCUUAAACUCAGAGCACCUGCAGAGUAACUCUGUCUUAGAAACAGAUAAACACCAUUUUCACACCUUAAAAACACGUUCAUACAACUGGGACAUCUUUGCAGCCCUCCUCCCCGCUGAGUGUUGCUUCCUCGAGUACGGUGCACAAUGUCUUUCCUGCGUUGUUUACGAACAUGUCAGCUAACACCGAGACACUCUCGUAAUCAUGUCUCGUAGUCUUGACAACAGGACCUCACAUCAAUUAUCUAUCUAAAUUGCAAUUUCCUCUCUUUGAUAACCUCAAGGCCAUUGGGAAACUGCAAUGGCAGCAUUGGCAUGGCAACCACAAAUUAAACUCUCUUCGUUCUAAGGCCAUUUACAUAAUGUCCUCAUCGUGGUCAGAAGCCUGUUAAAGACUAAUUAAAGGACAUUACCAGAAUGGCCAUAACAUCGCUUGAGUGCUUCGAUAGUUGACCUGUGUUAAUGGAAUCAUGACGCUGCGAUUUUUGGAUGAAUACAUUUGGUUCAUUUGUGAGCACCGUUUUUCACAUCUAAAUGGGACGUAGAACAAUGUGUUUUGCUGGGUCAGACGAGAUGAGAGUGUAGCCUAUAACAUGAUAAUAUAACUGUUACGUAGCCAAAGAUCAUUGUUUUAUAGCUCAAACAUAUAGCAUCAUUGACCUAAUGACAUGACAGGGUACAGUUACAGUGCUCGAACACCCUUCUAUUUGCAUAUCAUUUGCAUAUUGACUUAUAGAUCAAAAUGAAAUACGCUAAUACUGGCGUGUGGUGAAUGGGCGUGGAGAGAAACCUUGUAUAUUUGUUUUGUCUAUCUGUCAUUACAGAGUAGCCUACUUAGUGCUUACCGUGUUUUUGCAUUAGUAGAUUGGGACUGACUGUGCGAACAGGGAGGGAAAAUAAUUAACUCCAAUGACCGUAGUUGAGAUGAUGUGGACAAACCAAGUGUGAGCCGAGCAACUGUCAAAUCAGUUUGUCAGCCAGUCAGUCGCGUGACAGAUUAGAUGACCGUGAGAAGAGCUGGCGCCCUUUAAUGCGCUGUCAGUCAUGACACCUACUGGUGUUUGCACAUAAGCAGAAAAGUUGUGAAUUUGAGUUGCGCCGGUCUUCGUUUGGAAGGAAAACACAUCUAUGUGAACAGCAUUAUGGUGCCAAACAUUUUAAGAAUUCUAUUAUCUAAAAUGAAGCAAGGGAAUGCAAUUAAUCGGCCUAUCGUGCGCUGUAACUAAUAGACAGGUGUGAAUUACCUCUUAGAUCCAUGCACGUUAUUUCUUUGAAAUGUCGGUGAAAAUUAAGUAUUGUCGUCUGGGUUCAAAAUACAAUUGUGGGCAAUAGCAAUGAAUACAAGAUCUAAACAUCGGCUGAAACCUGUCUGAAAGAAGUGCCCUGUCUGCUCUAGCCCAUGGGGCAGUUCAAGAAUACCAGUUUGUCACUGGUAUCCUGGCAGUUAGAUUUGCACGUCCUUAUCUGGUCUAUUUGCAUUUAUUCAGCUCAACUGUUAAAAUGGACUUUGUGUAAGCUUUAUUUGCCCUAAGCCGUCUUUAUUAAAUAUAUACUGAAAAUG
Molecule: messenger RNA, 5354 nt
Organism: Oncorhynchus kisutch (coho salmon)
Lineage: Eukaryota; Metazoa; Chordata; Actinopteri; Salmoniformes; Salmonidae
Gene: pecam1b
Product: platelet and endothelial cell adhesion molecule 1b
Exons: 17
Coding region: 130-2463 (777 amino acids)
Biological process (GO): immune response; cell surface receptor signaling pathway
Cellular component (GO): external side of plasma membrane
Molecular function (GO): transmembrane signaling receptor activity
Source: RefSeq, a predicted model, not a curated record